AUGCUCCAAUGGAACUCUCUCAACAAAGGCAUCGUCGUUCCGGACACCGAUCCAACAGAGGUCCAGGUCGAACGCUACCUCAAAAUGUACCAGGAGGCUUUACGAUUGCACCAGAAAGAGAGAUACAGCGAAGCAAAGUCAAUAUACGAGGAGAUACUUGCCGAUGAUCUGAUUCAAGAUGGAUCGGUUACCAUGGACUCGAGCAAAGCUUCAAGCGUCAAAAGCUCUCCUUUGAUUCGGUUGCGUUUUCUCGUUUUCAAAAACUAUGCGUCGUUGUUGGAGCACGAACUUCAUGCACCUGAUGUACCUAAAGCCGACAUAGCCAAAAAGGCCAUCAGCUAUUAUCUCAAGGCUGCGAGCGUUGACGACGGCGAUCAAUCAUUGUGGUACAAUAUUGGCAACAUUGCAUACGAUUCCGGCAACAUUCGAUUAGCCCGGCUAGCGUAUGAGAAUGGAUUCUUUUUGAUGGAUUUAUAUCGCGCUGGUUCCCACGAUCAAUUUACUGUCCCUGAAGCAAUGGAGAACAUGUUUUCAUCAAUGGCAUUCUCACCGAUCCAAUGGCUUUGCAUGGAACGAUUAUGCACGGUGUUGGUGGACAUUGGUGAUUAUGAUACGUGUCGUAUGUAUAUGCAAGUGGUAUUGAAACAACAUCCCAACUGGCCGAUGCGACGAUUAUUGGAAGAGAAAAUGGAUGCAGUGACGACGACGUCUUUGGAUGAAUCAGAAGUGACCACCGAAUCGCCUAUUGAGAAUACAGUAUCCAUUAACAUCACAAAGAUGGAUUGGAAAACGCUAUUGGAAUCACUCUUGCUACGGUACAAAGAAAUGACAGACGAUAAAACGAGUUCAACACAUUCUUCGAUAAGCAACGCCAUUCACCUUGACGUUGAGGCUGAUACCAGCAUAUCCACUAUACCCGAACCAGAAUCCGCUAUUGUACCGAUCACAGUGGAUGAACCUGAGGAUACGCAAAUGAUGGACAUUGCCGAACAGGAUGCUAUCGUUGUACUCUCACCUUCAGAGAAAAGCAGCAACUCCCCAGCUCCUCCUCCACCACCACAAUCAAGUCAAGAAAUGGAUACACAGCCUGACAAUGAUGACAACCCUGAAAUGAUCAACUCCUUGAAACGCAAACGAUCCAUGGAUGAUACAGGCGACAAUGAACGAGAAGAGAAGGAAGGCGAGCAGCAACAAAAGGAGGGUGACUCUGAGGAAAAGAAGAAGGAGGAGGAGGAACAAGAGGAGCAUGAUGAGCAAGAAGAAGAAGAGGAAGAGGAAGAGGAGGAAGAUAAACGGGCUAGUCUACGGAUAUCGAGACGGCAAAAAGAGAAGAUUGAGAAUGAAGAGAGCUCGAAGCGAAAGAUGCUUGAAGAAGAGAUCCAAUUGACAAAGUUGGUGCAAUCUUUAUUCGAUAUACUUCCAGACGACAGUGCUAUGAAUCGACCCAAGUCGCAAUAUCAUCACCCUGUAUCAGAGGCAUUCAACACAAUGGAUAUGGAUUCUUUUUGGAAAUGGUUCGAUACCAAAGUGUCUGAGCUAGGAAGGAACGCACAUUGGGAAUUUGACACCAGUCGUUUCAAUCGGAUGCAUGAACAAUCGCACUUGGAGAACAAAGACGCCCGCCUUUACGCGACCUUUACAGUAUCCGAGACAACUCAAUCUCCGCCUUCAUCCAUGAACAACACCACCACCACCACCACCCCUAUUCAAGGAUUUAUCGAGCAAGUGAAUACCAGCAAUUCCGGUAUCGCAGACGUACUUUGUUCGCUUAUUGUCCAAUUACUGCUACCAUCCACCACUGAAUUUGAACACGCCAAUCAGCAUGACGUUUUUGAUUUAUUGGUCGAAUCCCUGGUUACAUUAUAUCCCACGCUUUUGGAUCAGAUCAUGUAUGGUGAAUGGGAAAACAAUGAAACUCGAAUGAAGGUCGUGCUCAGCAUCUGUGAACAUCUCAUGGAUAAGCUUAUCCAAGCAAUCUUAUCAUUCGUGGAAGCAACAACAUCAAAACGAAAAUCCGCCACCGCAAAGCAAUCACUGGAAACGCCUAUUCGGGAGUACACACGUCUUUGCAAUGCUUGGAUUGGUAUCUUUGAGCGACUUGUGAUGGAGAAUUUGCUGGAUUCUUUGUCAUUGGCAUCGACUUUGGAUGAUGAUAUCAGCUCGCUAUCCCAGGAUCACGAGGAAAUCAUGCUACGAUACUGGUUUUUGAAAGGAAAGUUGGGCCAAUGCGAGGAAGAUGUUGAGCAAGCAUGCAACUGGUACCAGCGAUGCAAGGAAUUUUUGUCUCGUGAUUCAACACAAUCAUCAACGAUACACCUUAACAGCCGAUACGAUGCAUUGAUCAGCCUGAGAACAGUCGAUGAGAAGCUACUAUCGAUGGAGUUGGGUAGAAAGCUUUUGAUCGCCAAAGGAGAGUACAAGAACAAGAAUCAUAGCAGGGUGAUCAGCGAACUGGGCAACGUUAUCGAAUCCAAGCAAAGCUCUAUGACUCGGCAAGAAAUUUAUGACGUCUUAUCACUGCUUACAAAGUCGUAUACAGAGAAGAAGGACUACAAAAAUCAAGGACGAUGCCUGCUGUAUACAUUUUCACAAGUCAUGGAAGAUCUUGUCAGAUAUGGGAGCUCACAGAGCGCAAGCAGCCAAAACUCUACCAAGGAAUCUGAUAUGGAAUUUCUAAAGUGCUUGAAACGGGUUGAGAGCUGUUUACGAGACCUUCUUGCUUUGAUUCAUGAUGGGAAAAUGUGCUUGAAAGAAUCAAUGGAUAGCAAAAGCGGCGAUGCACUGCUUAUUGCGCUGCAGAUGACCGUGUACUACAUCUUCCGGCACCCAGAUUUUAUUCCCUUGGUCAACAACUUUAAGAUACACGGUGUGGAACCCCAUGUACCCUCUCAGGUCACACGCUCAAGUAGCUUCAACAUCGUCCUCGUUGAGAUUUGGGUGCUAUUAUCAACGUUCAUUCAGGAUAUGGCGAAUUCCACCGACAAUGAAACUGCCAAGACCAUCAAAGAUAAGCUUGCCGAAACCUUGAUCACCUUGCAUGAUGAAUUGGGAGAGCGAGAGAUAUGUGGUGUUUGUAAAGGCAUCUUCUUGAAGCAUCUCUUGAAUCUUUUGGCAACAGAAAGCAAAACCCAAUAUCGGAUUGGCAUCUAUCAAUGCUACCAUUGCCUGUACGGUUUACAUCUGGAUGCUGAUUCAGAUAAUAUCGAGGAACACAAUGCAAACCAUGAGAAGCUUGAUCAAAAGGCCGCUGAAGCUUUAUUUGCCCUCGUGGUCGAUUCGGUCACAAAACGGCUGAACAAAGGCGCUCCACUGCGUAAUGAUCUCAAGGAUGUGGUUGAUACGGUUUCCGAUCUCUUUCAAUCCCUUCCCACCAAUGACAGUCGUAUUCAGCUGAAUCAAGCAGUGGUCACCAAUUACCUAGCAAAUGAUAUCAAACUUCAGCAUUCGAUCAGCGACAUGAUGAGAGAAUCCAGCAUAUCGGCAAACCAGAUUUACCCUGAAAGAUCAUCCGCUUCAUCUGUCUACUUUAAGAUAUUCUGGAUCGGAGGCAAAGUGUUGCGUAUGCAGAUCAAGAACCGUGCCAAGGUGAAUCCUGAAAAGACCAUGGAUGAUUUGGAAGAAGCUGUCAAUCUCUUUACCAAUCAUGUCAUUUUGAAUCCUUACGAUAUCAAUGGUUGGUCUGAAUUGGGUCAAUGUCUUUUGCAUUUGGCGGACGAGGAGCUGAUCUGGAGUGCUACAAAUAUCAAUUCACACCGAUACCGGAUCGCGGAAUACCAUAGGAAAGCGUAUUAUGCAUUCUGGAGAGCGUGGUAUCUGUUACGUGUGCAAGGGAGUGAAGGCAUGGAAAGCAGCGCUUUAUAUGAACUUUUCAACACGUUCGGUAUGCUGCUAUACUCUAUGACAUGUCCUCCCAUGUAUGGUGCAGCCUUUCGUCCCAAGAUGAUACGAAGAGCAAUUACACGUGUCAAGCAAUCUCUGGAUCCAACUAUUACGAGUAAUGCAUACAAGCUGGCAGUGGUGCUCUUUGGCAACGCGCUCAAAUAUCGAUCCGGUGAUAAAUCCGAGUGGAGAUGUUUCACUAUGCUUGGAAAAUGUUACAAAAAGCUCAAUCGACCACCCAAGGAAGUGCUGGAUUUCUUUGCCAAGGCAUUGGAGAAUGCUCCGCAGCGUAAUGCUCAAUACGGUAGCCAAGGCAAGAUAUUAGAACCCAUAUACAAGCUAUGCUCGGUGCUGGCCAAGUACUUGUACAAGGGAGAAAUCAAUUCGAAUGAUGUGAUGCAUUACCUUAACUUUACAGUGGAUCAACGACAAGAGCAGCAGCAGCAGCAGCAAAGUACUGAGGGCAUGAAUGAGGAAGCUGGUGGACCACCACCCGAUGAUUGGGAACCAGUAAUGCAUGUUCGAGAAAAUGGGCCAGAUCCUUCAGAUAUGGCUGCAUAUGGUGCGAUCUACAAGAAGCUGUUGGAAGUGCAAAAGGCUGAUAAGAAAAAGUGGCACCAUCGUCCCGUUUAUAGGCAAGCUUGGAUGCAAUAUCACAUUUAUGGCAGUAGCGAGCAAGCUCUACAACAUAUGAAAACGCUCUUUUCUCUCAAGGCCGUAAAAGCACUUGCGAGUAUUUGGAAGCCUGCAUUCGAGAGGCCUGGCAAGUACUUUGAAUACGUCCAUGAAUAUACCAUGUUCUUGAUCCAACUCUGUGCCGAAUGUCGAGACGAAGAAUGUAUUCGAAUUUUGAAGGAGAAGCUAUCAAAGACAUCCACCAUUCUAUUGUACAGCGAUGAAGCCAUAGCUGCUGCCGACAGGGCUUAUGAUCAGAUCCAUCAUGAAACGACAACGACGACGAUGACGACUACAACUACAACAACCAACCAAGAACCACAACAAGCCGAGCCAUCAUCUGAUCAGCUUACACAACAGCAGCAACAGUAG
Lichtheimia ornata is the source of this 4926-nucleotide messenger RNA. RefSeq lists its product as uncharacterized. The record is from RefSeq and is a predicted model, not a curated record. The transcript is spliced from 25 exons. Bases 1 to 4926 code for a protein of 1641 amino acids. Gene Ontology annotation, cellular component: HIR complex; nucleus. Lineage: Eukaryota; Fungi; Mucoromycota; Mucoromycetes; Mucorales; Lichtheimiaceae. Gene Ontology annotation, molecular function: nucleosome binding; protein binding. Gene Ontology annotation, biological process: chromatin organization.